Oxyura jamaicensis (ruddy duck) is the source of this 1674-nucleotide messenger RNA. It is a transcript of the gene EVA1C, whose product is annotated as eva-1 homolog C. The record is from RefSeq and is a predicted model, not a curated record. The coding region runs from base 475 to 1524 and encodes 349 amino acids. The transcript is spliced from 8 exons. NCBI's taxonomy places the organism in Eukaryota, Metazoa, Chordata, Aves, Anseriformes, Anatidae. Gene Ontology annotation, molecular function: carbohydrate binding.
UGUUACUUUUAUUCAAAAAAAAAUAGCAGGGAUUAGCUCCUCCUGCCUUCCUAUUCUAUCUACUACUGAUACCCUUCUCAGCAAGACAGAGCUUCCAGGCAAUCUCGGCUUUAUGAGAGGAAGUGGUUACAGACCUAUUCCAAACAAAUGCUCUGAUUUUGAUGGAAGUGUCCCCAGACAGAGAAGUCACUGUCUGACCAGCCACCAGUUAUCAGAAGGCUGCUGUCUUCGAACUAUAAUCCACAACUAAAACUGAAAUAUUUUGGUACAUAACCAAACAGAGAAGAGUGUCUUAAAGGGAGCUGAAGAGCAGAAGGAAGUGUGGUUGUGCCUUAUUUGUUCAGCAUUGGUUACCUAACCAAACUUCUGCAAAAUCAUACCGCCUAUGCCUGCGACGGGGAACAUUUGAGUCUGCACUGUCCUCGGCAUUCGACAAUAAGCAUUCAGUCAGCAUUUUACGGGCAAGAUUACCAAAUGUGUGGCACACAGCAGCCUGAAGCCAGGAUGACAGAACCCGUAAACUGUGUGGCACCCACCUCUCUGCAGAAAGUCCUGGAUGAAUGCCAAAACCUGAGAUCCUGCCAACUCCUUGUCAAUAGUCGGGUUUUUGGACCUGAUCUAUGUCCAGGGACCACUAAAUUCCUCCUUGUCUCCUUUAAAUGCAAACCUACUGAAUACAAAACCAAGUCAGCCUGUGAAAACCAGGAACUGAAGCUCCACUGUCAGGAGUCCAAGUUCCUCAUGAUCUACUCUGCCACCUACGGCAGGCGGGCACACGAAGAGAGCGUCUGCUCGACCGAGGCGGACCGCGUCCCCCCAUUUGACUGUUUGUCUUACACGGCGUUAGAAGUUUUAUCGAAAAGGUGUUACGGGAAACAGAGAUGCAAAAUUAUUGUCACUAGCCAGGAUUUUGGAAGUCCGUGCCUACCUGGAGUGACAAAAUACCUUAACGUCAGCUAUGCAUGUGUUCCUAAAUUUAUCCUCACAGCUGUCAACCCCCUGGUCACUGACAACAAGUCUUCCGUGAAGCUGAACGACGGUGAGCAUGGUAUCGACAUUGAUCCAAAGGAAUCAAGACUUCCAAAGAAAGAUAGCACUAUUGUUAGCAACUCCUUGGCUACAUUUGCAUACAUUAGAGAUCACCCAGAAAGAGCUGCUCUUCUGUUUGUGUCCAGCGUUUGUGUGGGAUUAAUCCUCACGCUAUGUGCCUUGGUGAUCCGUGUGUCCUGCUCUAAAGACUUAAAGAAAUUGCAAGGAAAGAGGGAGCACCUAGUGCCAGAAAGUGAUGGAGCAGACGAGAACAGUGAGAACGAGGAGGAGGAAGACUCCUCUGAGUCAGAGGUUCAGGAUGAACUGGCAGAACUUUACAGACCUCCUUACUCAGGUUAUAACUCAGCAGAAGCAGCAGACCUGGCUGAACGGAUCGAGCGCAGGGAACAGAUCAUGCAGGAGAUUUGGAUGAACAGUGGUUUGGAUAUGACACCACCUAGAAAUAUGAAUACAUUUUAUAUUAAUGAACAAUAAAUGGCUUAUUUCGGAAGACGCCCUAGCCUUUUUUUUUUUUUUUUUUGAAAAAGAAAUGUACCUUCUGUGAAGGAACAUUUGUAUCAGUACAUAUAAUUAUUUGUAAAGUAAGAAGAAAUAUAUGCAAUAAAAAGAGAGCUUCAAACCCUU